CAUUUCCGGGCGGGGCGGGGCCGUUGGCGGCCGGAUCUCCAAUCUCGGCGGUGGAGGAGGCUGCAGGGGGAGCCCGCGCCUAGCCAUCGGCGAGUCAGUCUCAUUGUGAGGAAGACCCGGACCGGCGAAGGGGAGGCACUGAAAGGAGGGCUGGAAGAGGAAGAUGCCGAGUACGGACCUUCUCAUGUUGAAGGCCUUUGAGCCCUACUUCGAGAUUUUGGAGGUGUAUUCCACAAAGGCCAAGAAUUAUGUAAAUGGGCAUUGCACCAAGUAUGAGCCCUGGCAGCUCAUUGCAUGGAGUGUCGCGUGGACCCUGCUGAUAGUCUGGGUGUAUAAGUUUGUCUUCCAGCCAGAGAGUUUAUGGUCGAGGUUUAAAAAGAGAUGUGUUAAGCUCAUCAGGAAGAUGCCUAUUAUUGGUCGCAAGAUCCAAGAUAAGCUGAACAAGACCAAGGAUGAUAUUAGCAAGAACAUGUCAUUCCUGAAAGUGGACAAAGAGUACGUCAAAGCCCUGCCCUCUCAAGGCCUGAGCCCGGCUGCAGUUCUGGAGAAGCUCAAGGAAUACAGCUCUUUGGAUGUCUCGUGGCAAGAAGGGAAAGCCUCCGGAGCCGUGUACAGCGGGGAGAAGGAGCUCACCGAACUCCUGGUGAAGGCUUACGGAGAUUUUGCAUGGAGUAACCCGCUGCAUCCAGAUAUCUUCCCAGGACUGCGUAAAAUAGAGGCAGAGAUUGUGCGGAUGGCUUGUUCCCUGUUCAAUGGGGGACCAGAUUCCUGUGGAUGUGUGACCUCUGGGGGUACAGAAAGCAUACUGAUGGCCUGCAAAGCUUAUCGGGAACUGGCCUUUGAGAAUGGGAUCAAAACUCCAGAAAUCGUAGCCCCCCAGAGUGCCCAUGCUGCAUUUGACAAAGCAGCCAAUUACUUUGGGAUGAAGAUUAUACGGGUUCCACUGAACAAAAUGAUGGAGGUGGAUAUUCGGGCAAUGCGGAGAGCCAUCUCCAGGAACACCGCCAUGCUCGUCUGCUCUACCCCCCAGUAUCCUCACGGUGUGAUAGAUCCUGUCCCCGAAGUGGCUAAGCUGGCUGUCAAAUACAAAAUACCUCUUCAUGUGGAUGCUUGUCUGGGAGGCUUCCUCAUCGUCUUUAUGGAGAAAGCCGGAUACCCACUGGAGCAGCCCUUUGAUUUCCGCGUGAAAGGCGUCACCAGCAUUUCAGCUGAUACUCAUAAGUACGGCUAUGCCCCCAAAGGCUCUUCAGUGGUGUUAUACAGCGACAAGAAGUACAGAAACUAUCAGUUCUUCGUUGCCACGGACUGGCAAGGCGGCAUCUACGCUUCCCCCACCAUGGCGGGCUCACGGCCUGGCGGCAUUAGUGCAGCCUGUUGGGCCGCCUUGAUGUACUUUGGUGAGAACGGCUACGUUGAAGCUACCAAACAGAUCAUCAAAACCACUCGCUUCCUCAAGGCAGAACUGGAAAAUAUCAAAGGCAUCUUUGUCUUUGGGAAUCCUCAGUUGUCAGUCAUUGCUCUGGGCUCCCGAGAUUUUGACAUCUUCCGACUAUUUAACCUGAUGACUGCCAAGGGGUGGAACUUGAACCAGCUGCAGUUCCCACCCAGCAUUCAUUUCUGCAUCACGCUGGUACACACCCGGAAGCGAGUGGCCAUACAGUUCCUAAAGGACAUCCGGGAAUCCGUCACUCAGAUCAUGAAGAAUCCUAAAGCCAAGACCACAGGAAUGGGUGCGAUCUACGGCAUGGCCCAGGCUACCGUCGACAGGAACCUGGUGGCAGAAUUGUCCUCCUUCUUCUUGGACAGCCUUUUCAGCACAGACGCUGUACCUCAGGGCAGCCAGAUGAAUGGUUCUCCAAAACCCCGCUGAGCUGGGACCCUCCGUAGCUCCGAGGGGCAUCUGGCCUCUGGAAGGUUCUCGGGGUAUGGGACAGGCCCCGCCGUUGCAACAUCUGGUCUUGCUCCUCAGAGCACAGCGAAACAGACCAUGAGACAGCUUGAUCCUCAGGACUCUUGUUUCCAUCCUUUUGUGGUUUUUAACGUGAAGACCCAAAGGAUUCCGUGACGUAAUUAUUUUGCCCUUGUUCUAAAUGCGACCCUGGGACUUCUUUUAACUGUUCCCUUCUCUAACCUCUCUCUCUCUCUCAACUUCACUUAGUCACAUUGUGGCAGCUCUGACCUGGCCUGACUCCUUAGGGAAUCUGGGCUGCAGUUUAUGCGAUAGGAACAGGUUGGCUUUGUUACCUCGGGCAGAUGGGCUGGUCAGACAGGAAGCGUUCCCUAACCAAUGUCUCCCUGGUGGAGUAAGGCUUUCUCUAAGCAAGAGGCUUCUCCAGCUCUCCUCUUAGAGUGGUGGUUGUCGCAGAGUCCCUUUGACUGCAGCUCGUGUUAUUUCUCCAGGGCGCAGGCUGUAGAGCCGUUGAUUCUGUGAGGCAGGGUGCUUGCGGUCAAGUGGAUCUGCUCAGUCUGCCAAGGAGAGCUUGGAGUGGUCCGCUGGUCCUCUUCUUUGCCUGCAGUUUCCAUUUGAUACUUGGCUGAAGAUUGUUGUUUGAAACUGUGUUCCCAUUGGUUCAUUCCUAUUCCCACGGACUGGGAAGAGACUGCAGUUUCCAGAGAAUCUAGGACCUUCAGGCCCUGGUGCUGCCUCUCUGAACUGGCAGUGUUCAGAGCACACCUGAACCUUCUCCUGGGCCAGUGAUAAUCGGAACCAGACCUUUUCUAUACUUUUCUGAGUAUCAGAGUAGGAUGAGCACCCAAAUUGAAAUGUGUGCCUCACCAGAGUUGGUGGCGGGGAUGCAUGAAACUAUGCUUGAAAGAACAGCUCAAAGCACCUUCACAAGUUGCCUUGACUUACCUGAGGUGGCCGUGAGGAGGGCAUGAGAGGGCCCUCAAGGCCAGGGAAAUCUCUUUCUGCAUUAGUGUGUCUUCUUGCCUCUUCCCCCUUUAUUCAGAUCCCAAAGGUACUCUGGCAGUUAAGCCUCAGGUACUGGACACUCCUCAGCCCUGCUAGUCUGAGAUAAACUUUCUAGAAUAGGAAAGUGAUGGCAAAUGUCACGUGUGGCCUAGAGCCUGGGAUUCCUUCCUAAGACUAGUUGCUCAGGGUGGUGCAGGGACAGGACCCAACCCUGCGCCCACCUCCUACCCUCUUCCCCCUUACAGAGCCCUGAUCCAGGGCAAGCCACUGUCCUCUCAUGACGAACAUACCUUGUGCCUUCCUCCUCAGCCAAGGGUGGUGAUGGGCUGAUCCUGACUCAGGCCUGAGGGGAAAUGGACCAGUCUCUGAGGUUUUGAUCUGGGUAGGGCUAAGUCAGGAGAAACUUCCCACUGUUCCACCACCUGUCUCAGGGACUCCUGAAUAUUCUGCCUCUUCAGGCUGGUAUCCACUCGCCUCCCUGACUGGGAAUGCUGGCCGGGACAACCAAGAUGCCCAGGCCACCCCCUCCUCCCCCAAGCUCCUUGGCGUGUUUGUCUGACAUGUUCUUUAGCACUGUACUUCCUUCACAAUAACUGACCAGCUGGCCUUGCCGUGGCAGGGCUGGUGUGGUGUGUUUCAUUCUGUCUGUUGUGGGUUCCAAUGGCGGUUGGUGUGAGUGAGAGGCAGAGGCUGAGAUUCAUGGGAGUCAUGCUCCCCUCGGUUGCUGAACUGCUGUGUGCCUCCUGAGCGAGGAGCUGUGGUCAGAGCUGUGUGUGAACUGUCCCUGAGUCUCCAGUGUGUGUGUGUCAUGCUGGAGGAAGUCCAGGGACCAAGAACCGCCCAGCAGGCACCAUUGUGGUUUGUCAGCUGCUAAAAUGGAGAAGCACGUGCCUUGCCACAUGUGCUGUUGCUUCCAGGACCUCCCUCCGUGCUGUGACAUUGCUGUUGGGGGCGGGGGGGGUGGGCAAUGGUGUUUUUCAAAGGGACCUGCUGUUGCCACUUUAAUUUAUGAUUGUGAGCAUUAGUUUGACUCAACAUGUGUGGGCUUUCUAUUCUGUAUGUUUCUGUGCCUAUUAGUAAUACCUAGUCUGGCAGAGAUGGGUGGAAUGUCUUAAUGGUAUCAUGUUGCUAGCAGAUGUCACAUUGGCCUCUGCAAAAACUGUACUGUCAUGUUUCUGCAUUAGAUGUAAGUAGUUGUGUGAAUAUACUGCCAUGUCACUUUUAAGAUGACCAGUUUUGUACUUGGAAAAUGGUACUUGGCUCUUUUCAAUCUUUUCUGUCUAACCUCCCCCUUUCCCAUCACAGUGCUCCCUUCCUAACUGCAGCAAUAAUCUCUUAAGAAACAAGUAAUUAAAUGUCCUAAAUCUUAA
Messenger RNA from Phacochoerus africanus (Common warthog), 4284 nucleotides. It is a transcript of the gene SGPL1, whose product is annotated as sphingosine-1-phosphate lyase 1. Gene Ontology annotation, biological process: carboxylic acid metabolic process; sphingolipid catabolic process. Bases 164 to 1870 code for a protein of 568 amino acids. Gene Ontology annotation, molecular function: sphinganine-1-phosphate aldolase activity; pyridoxal phosphate binding. Lineage: Eukaryota; Metazoa; Chordata; Mammalia; Artiodactyla; Suidae. Gene Ontology annotation, cellular component: endoplasmic reticulum. The transcript is spliced from 15 exons. The record is from RefSeq and is a predicted model, not a curated record.